Molecule: messenger RNA, 4071 nt
Organism: Scylla paramamosain (green mud crab)
Lineage: Eukaryota; Metazoa; Arthropoda; Malacostraca; Decapoda; Portunidae
Product: calcium-activated chloride channel regulator 1-like
Exons: 20
Coding region: 352-3282 (976 amino acids)
Source: RefSeq, a predicted model, not a curated record
UCCAAACGCAAGACCGACUGAGGAAAGAACGAAAACUACGAUGCGUCAAUGAACAUAAAAAACGGGAGGAAAACAGUGCGGGGUCGAGGAUGUGACGGGAUGAAUGAUCACAGCCGCGCGUCUGGGAAGAACAGGAUGAGGUGGCGCGCGUUGCCAAGAUCAACAGUAAACAAACUCCCUUGGUGGCUCGACGGCUCUGGAACUGUACCCAAUCCAUCGACCGGCGGCUCGCUUGACACAGGGAAGGGGGUGGACUUCUAGUAAUGUUCACGUGGAGUCAGUCUUGGAGGAUCAUGAAAGUGGAGAGGGAAGCCGCGCGUGACCGUCCCCAUCCAUCGUAAGGCAACGCUAAUGACUUGUGGUGGUCUGACGGCUGGCGAGCAUGAGGAUGUGGAUGAUGUGGCGGAUAGUGGCUUAGUGGCGACUCUGGCGGGGACUCUGACGGGCACUUUCUCCGCUGCUGUGACCCCUGCGUCCGAUUUCCCAGUGACGAUCAAAGACAAUGGCUACAGGAAUGUUUUAAUAGCAAUAUCCAGUGCUGUAGGCGAAGACGAGGCUGGUGACACGCUGAUAGAAGGCAUUAAGAAGGCGAUGACGGAGCUGUCGAAGGCUAUGAAACGAGCCACCAGGGAGAGGCUGUAUCUGGCUGAGGUCACCAUUCUCCUUCCGAAGACCUGGUCGGGCGCUGACGGGUACCAGGAGGCCACCCUUGAGAAGUACGAGGACAGCCUGAUUCGCGUGCUGCCCCCUAACCCAGUGUACGGCGAGCAGCCCUACACUGUGCAGCCUGGACAGUGUGGCGAGCCUGGGCUUUAUAUGCACCUGACCUCCCGCUAUCUCAUAAACGAUGAUGUGGCCUGCAGGUGGGGCGACAGAGGUAAGGCGCUGAUGAAGGAGUGGACACGACUGCGGUGGGGCGCGUUUGAUGAGUCAGGUUACAAGGAUGACUCCAUCUUCCCCCUCUACUACCCACAUGCCAGCGGCGAGGAGGAGCCACAUCUGGUUCCCAACGUGUGCUCCGAUGAACCUGUUAUUGGGAAGUAUAAGAAGCCAUCUAGCGGGGCGGAGUGUAAGCUGAAGGAGGAUAAGGAGUGUCGAUUUGUGCCUAACUAUUUGCAGAACGCCUCCUCCUCCCUUAUGAGCAACCACCACCUUUCCACCGUGCACGAGUUUUGUGACGCUGACGGAAAGACCCACAACAGCCGCGCCCCCACGCGUCACAACCUGCUGUGUGGGGGACAGUCAGUGUGGGAAGUCAUAAGCAAACACCCGGACUUGGAGGAAAACUCUAAGGAAAUAGAGCAAGGGUCGUCCGUGGAGCUUCGUUUUACUGUAGUGCGCGAGGUGCCCACCAAGUACAUGAUGGCGCUGGAGACGACGUCCGCGGUGAAAGGGAAGGAAGCCCUGAACGACAAACUGAAGGAGAGGUUGACGAAGUGGCUGAGAGAUGGCGUGUCUGACGAGAGCUUCGUGGGACUUGUGGAGUUCGGGAGCAUCACUGUGAAGACGCCCCUGAAGUUAGCAGGCAGUGGAUCAACCCGCUUAGAUCUCAUUGACAAGAUAUCAGAUCUAAAGUCACUGGAGGGUCCUCCUUGCUACGGGUGUGUUCUGAGCGCCGUGCUGCAGCUGCUGGGGGGGAAGGCGAACAACUCAGUCAUCCUGUUGGUGGCGAGCGGCGAGGAGCCCUUCACGGAAUCCUGGGAAAGCAUCUUCCUGAACAUGGUGAAGGGACACAAUAUUCGCGUCCACAUACUGCUGCUGUCGGAGGAAGGCAAGGGCGUUGCCAAGCUGAAGGAGCUGAACGAAGCAACCACCGGCAGGAUGUUCCCCGUGAAGCAAAGUGAAGAGGACGAAGCUGUGAGGGAAUUCAUCGAAGAAGCUCAGCGUGCAGAAUCCUCGAGCUUCAAAAGGGAGAAGAUAAUGAUACAAGAGUCAACGUUCAAGGGGAAAACAAAGCAUCUGAACAGGAGCUUUGGCGUGGACGACAGCGUAAGCGAGAGCAUCAGCUUCAUGCUCACCACAGACAGGUCGCAACACGUCACUCGCUGGCCCUUCCUCGUCACUCCCGCAGGAAAUAAGAUCACCACGGAGACAAACGGGAAACGCACGCAGUUCUCCGUCAUCGUGACCAACCCUGAGGUCGGGCUGUGGCGUUGGGAGGUGGUGGUGUCGGGUUCAGAUCUGUACAGCAUCAACGUGACAGUCUCCGCGCCACGCACCACAACGGCGGCUCCUCUGGCAGCGGAGGCGUGGAUGAACGCGAAGAGCGGUGACACUUUCGAUGCCUCAGCCAAGCAGCUCCACCUGUACACACGCAUCAGGAGGCAGGAGUCACCGGUCACAGGCGCCUCCGUCAGGGCCUUGGUGAGCCAGGGGAGACCCACCGCCGCCCCGCGAGAGAUGCAGCUGCUGGAUGUGGGCGCCGGGGCAGACACUCUAGCUGGUGACGGAAUUUACUCCCGCUCCGUGACCUUCACUGAGGAGGACGUGUACUUCUUUAAGAUUGAGGUCUCAGACAACAACUCUUCGUACUACAAAAAGGACUCCUUCCAGCACACUUCCUUGCAGGACAUCCGCUACCCGACCCUUGCUAGUUGCCCCGAUGCGCCGUCAGGAGAUCCGUCCACUCUCUGCUGCGGGAGUGUCGUGCCCUCCGACCCACAGCAGGAGAAGCAGACGCGGUUAUUUAACCGCAUCAUCAAUCUGGGUUCCUUGAAGAUCACCGGGGUCAGCAGCUCCCAGCCCGCCCUCCCUCCUUCUCAAAUAAGGGACCUGAAGGUGAAGAGGGCGUGGAUCAAUCGUCUCUCCCUCUCCUGGACCGCGCCGGGUGGGGAAGGCGACAGAGGCAACGUGACAAGUUACGAGUUUCUCCUGGCGACGAGGGACGAGGACUUCCCUAAGACUCGCGAGGCAGAUGGCAACCCACUCAUCCUUCUCACUCACUGGGUGGACGAGGACCUGGAUCUGGAAUUUGGACAGAAUGCCAACUUGACCCUUAACUUGACGGGCCAGGAGCUGCAGGAGAAGCGCCUCUACUUCCUCGCCCUCAGGAGUGAGAACGAGGCUGGGGAGAAGAGCGUGCUCUCCAACAUCGCUCGCUUGGUGCCCGAGGGGAGGAUGGUGAACGAGGAGGACGAGGAGGACGUGGAGGGGGAAGGCAACAGUGAACAAGGAGGGGGACCUAACUCACGGCUCAUUUCCUUGGACAACUUAGGGAUGAGGUGGCACGACUAUAUGUUACUGUGUGUGUUUGUGUUCUGCCUUCUCUCGUGUAUGUGUUAGUUAUGUGUUAGUGGUGGUGGUGGUAGUGGUAGAUGAUGAAGAAAAAAAUAAUAAGAAAGAUGAUGUUAAUGACGGUGAUGAUGAUAACGAUGAUGAAGGAGGAGAACAACAACGAGUAGUAGUAGUAGUAGUAGUAAUAGUAGUAGCAACGUUGUGAAAUAGCAUAGUCAUAAUUAAGUACAAAGCUGCGCCAGGGAGUUACGAGCUAAGUAAGAAGAGUCAACAGAGGCCUGGGUGUGGUUCUGGUCACGCCCAUCAAUUCAUUAUCGGGUGAGGCGUCACGCAAGGAUGUAAUCUUUUUAAUGUGAUAGCUGUUUAUAUGUGUCCCACUGUGGCUUUACUCUACCAUGAAGUCUCACAAGGAAAUUUUAAAGUUAAGCCCUUUUUAGUUUCAGGUUAGCUUUACUUUUUCGUUUCUCUCAAGGAAGAUUAGAAUUGGUUUCUUGCAGUUUCAAGGCAGCUCUAGUCUCAUCAUCGUUUCUCAUUAGGAAGAUUAGAGUGAAUUUCUUUUUAGUUUCAGGGCAGCUUUAUUUAUCUAUUUAUUUUGUUUCUCGCAAGGAAGGUUAGAGUUCGUUCCUUUUAGUUUCAAGGUAGCUUGACUAUCAUCGUCUCUCGAAGAUACUCGUAGUCAUUCAUUUCCUUGGUUUCUCGGCAGCGAUAUUUCCUCGCUGCCAGGAGUACGAUGUUUUAUAAGAAUCACAUUUGUGUCAGCACAAAUAAAGGGUUGUACUUGUAUUUCACUCGUAUAUGUUGUAGUUCCCGCUAAACUAAACACUGUGAUAAACCCGC